AUGAAUCUUAAUGGCAACGAAGCCUCCACCAUGGUAGGACGAACUUGGAAAGAUGACAGUGGCAACUACGAAGUAGCCCUAGAUGUGAUGCACACCCUUCAUUGUGUGAACAAAAUCAGAAAGGCCCUGGACCCGGAGUACUACCAUGAAUCAGAGAGCCCCAGGAUCCAUAGGAUGCACGUCGACCACUGCCUCGACUAUCUCAGGCAGACAUGCCUUCCGAGAUAUUUCUAG
Messenger RNA from Colletotrichum higginsianum IMI 349063, 234 nucleotides. RefSeq lists its product as uncharacterized. The coding region runs from base 1 to 234 and encodes 77 amino acids. The transcript has 4 exons. NCBI's taxonomy places the organism in Eukaryota, Fungi, Ascomycota, Sordariomycetes, Glomerellales, Glomerellaceae. The record is from RefSeq and is a predicted model, not a curated record. Gene Ontology annotation, biological process: mycotoxin biosynthetic process.